This is a messenger RNA of Vicia villosa (hairy vetch), 801 nucleotides long. RefSeq lists its product as uncharacterized. The transcript is spliced from 3 exons. Bases 1 to 801 code for a protein of 266 amino acids. Gene Ontology annotation, biological process: DNA integration. The record is from RefSeq and is a predicted model, not a curated record. Gene Ontology annotation, molecular function: nucleic acid binding. NCBI's taxonomy places the organism in Eukaryota, Viridiplantae, Streptophyta, Magnoliopsida, Fabales, Fabaceae.
AUGGAUUUCAUUACUCACCUCCCUAACUCUUUCGGCCACACCGUGAUCUGGGUUAUAUGCGACCGCCUGACUAAAUUUUUCCAUUUUUUGGCCUUACCAACAAACUUCACUGCUAAAGAUCUGGCUUCUCGUUUUUCUGUGGAGAUUUAUCGCUUGCACGGUAACCCUAAGUCCAUUGUCUCCGACAGAGAUCCGUUAUUUCUGAGCUCCUUCUGGAAAGAGUUUUUCAAAAAACAAGGCACUACAUUAAAAUACAAUACAUCCUACCAUCCAGAAACAGAUGGACAGACAGAGAUGACGCCCUUCAAGGCCCUCUAUGGUCGGGAUCCACCGAACAUCUUGCACUAUGUGACUGAUGACCUCCAUGACGACCCUCUGUCAGUGUCCCUGCAACAACGAGAUCUAGUUCUAUUGAAGUUGCAUCCUUACCGGCAGCAAACAGUGAACAAAAGGACUUCACAGAAACUCGCGAAAUGUUUCUUUGGACCCUUCAAAAUCAUCAAACGAGUUGGUGAGGUUGCCUACAUGUUGGAUCUUCCUUCGUCAUCACAAGUUCAUCCCGUCAUCGAUGUUUCUCUGCUUAAACCGUACCAUAGCUUGCCUCCCUCCGAAGUUUCUCGUUUACUUCCUCCGGAAAUACAACACCGCUUGUAUGAGGAGACACCAUACAUGCAAGAAGGAGUUAAUAUGGGUUCAGAUAUGAAAGGUAAGAGUGAGGCUCUCGGUCAAGAUAUUGAAGUGAACAGGAGUACAGAAGUGAAAACGGGAACAAGACAGAGAGAAAAAAAAUUUUCAAAGUAG